This is a messenger RNA of Saccharomycopsis crataegensis, 504 nucleotides long. RefSeq lists its product as uncharacterized. Bases 1 to 504 code for a protein of 167 amino acids. The record is from RefSeq and is a predicted model, not a curated record. The transcript has a single exon. NCBI's taxonomy places the organism in Eukaryota, Fungi, Ascomycota, Saccharomycetes, Ascoideales, Saccharomycopsidaceae.
AUGAGCUUGAUAUUCAAAAGAUUAGAAUCUUCUCUUGUCGGAAAACUGUUCUCGUCUGUAUCAGAGAUACUGGCGUAUAUUAGAAGUUCAACAAGCACUUCCUGGGAUCCUGCGGUGUAUUCUUCGCCACCAAAGAAUGCCGACAAUAAAGAUGAACUAACCAUGGAGAAAUUAUACAGCUUGGUAGAAAUCAGUGGUCUCAAGCUUCCAGAAUCAGAAGCAGAGCAGGUUACUUUACUAAAAGCUUUGAAUAGUCAAAUAUAUUUCCUCGGCCACUUGCAAAUGGUGCCAAGUCUGGAGCUCAAAAUAGGGGAAGAUGCUAGAAACUUAAACAAGUUCAACGAAAGCUUGAGCUUCAAGGCAUUGAUGUCGGCAGUGCAACGUGUUAGAGGGUCAAAGGGUGCCAUCUCGAAAGGUGAGACCCUCGAUAGUUGGUGUCCUGUGGAAUUGGCCAAGCUCAAAGAAGACAAUUUCUACGUGGUGAAGGAGAAGUCAUCACAAUAG